Messenger RNA from Acanthochromis polyacanthus (spiny chromis), 1342 nucleotides. It is a transcript of the gene asf1ba, whose product is annotated as anti-silencing function 1Ba histone chaperone. The transcript has 5 exons. Lineage: Eukaryota; Metazoa; Chordata; Actinopteri; Pomacentridae. The record is from RefSeq and is a predicted model, not a curated record. Gene Ontology annotation, biological process: DNA replication-dependent chromatin assembly. The coding region runs from base 170 to 763 and encodes 197 amino acids. Gene Ontology annotation, molecular function: histone binding. Gene Ontology annotation, cellular component: nucleus.
CGUAGGCGCGGUGAAACCUGGGUAGGACGAGGAAAGCGGCGGGAGAGCGGCAAUCUAAGCUCACAUUUAAUUAAUCCUUUUCAUGCUGAGUAUAUAUUAAGUGAGUAGUGUGGAUUUUUGUCGUAUAAAUUAGGCAGACGUCUGGUGAAACUACAGCGCUCCAGCAACAAUGGCGAAGGUACAGGUGCUAAAUGUGGCAGUUCUUGAUAACCCGAGCCCUUUUGGAAACCCCUUUCAGUUUGAAAUAACUUUUGAGUGUAUGGAAGAUCUCCCUGAAGACCUGGAAUGGAAGAUCAUCUAUGUGGGCUCAGCAGAGAGUGAAGAGUAUGAUCAAAUUCUCGACUCUGUCUUGGUUGGCCCGGUACCUGCUGGGAGACACAUGUUUGUGUUUCAGGCCGAUGCCCCAAACACUGGCUUGAUUCCUGAAAGUGAUGCAGUUGGUGUAACUGUAGUGCUGAUUACCUGCACAUACCGUGGCCAAGAGUUCAUUCGUAUCGGUUACUAUGUGAACAAUGAAUACACAGAUCCAGAGCUUCGUGAAAAUCCUCCAAUCAAGCCAAACUACACACAGCUCCAGAGGAAUAUUUUAGCAUCAAACCCACGUGUUACCAGAUUCCAUAUAAACUGGGAAGGCUGUGCAGAGCGAAUGGAAGACUCUGAAAAUGUCGAUCCUUCUUCAAACUCCAUGCACCCGCCAUCCUGUCUCCCAGGCAAAGCUCCACCUUUGGGGAUACUACCAGAAAACUCUAUGGACUUCUUAUAGAGAUGCCCCUCAGCCUAAAGGUGAUGACUCACAGCAUGAGAUGUUACAAUUUAAGGAUGCCUAUGGACAUUCUGGUGUGGAAGAACGGAUGUACAAACAUCCCUGCCUUACAGCUUUUGUUCCUGAAACUUCUGAAAAAUCAGCUGUCACCUUGGGCUUCAAAUGGACAUUUGUUCCAAGGAAGAUUAUGAACAUCUUACUGGUUUGAUUGCAAUUUAUAGAUGGAGAGUUCCCUGCCAUGAAACAACAUUGAAGUAUUGAAAGGAAGCCACAACUACAACUGAACCGAAACAUACGAAAGCUGUUGUGUGAGUCACCUUCCUUCCUUUUGUUGGUGCAGAACGGAUUUGUACCCGUUUAAGAGGAUUUCAGUACUGAAGCAAUAGGCAAAUGAAUUGCAAUAUGUUGCUGUACAGAAAUUUGAUAAUCUGCCGUAAUAUUUGUGUUCAAAACGCACUUAGACUUUUCCCCACCUAGAUUGUGGAGUUUUGGAUGGGCUUUCGUAUGGGCUGUUAACCUCUUCUGUUUUUUUUCCUCCUGUUUUCAAGUUUGUGUUCCAAAUAAAAGAUGUUUUUGUUA